AUGUUUGCGAGAAUAUCAGGACAGGUUAUUACGAAGAAGCCCCUAAAACAAUGGGUAAAAGUCGUCACGCAGUUUCGAAAGGCUUCAGGUAGUGCUAGUGAUUCUAAGGUGAUUUUGAAGAAUAAUAAGGUUAUUGCUGCAACAGCAGCAGCUGCUGCCGCGGCAGGUGUUGGUUAUUUUUUUAUAGCAAAUCCAAUUCAUGCUAAUAUGGCCGAUGAAGGCCUUCAUGCACCAAUGUAUCCUUGGCCUCACCGAGGUAUCUUCAGUACUUUUGAUCAUGCCAGAGAGGUAUGUUCCACUUGUCACUCUCUUGAUCGUAUUGCUUGGCGUAAUUUGGUGGGAGUUUCACAUACAAUUGAAGAAGUGAAAAAAAUGGCAGAGGAAUUUGAAUAUAAAGAUGGCCCAGAUGAAGAAGGUGAAUAUUUUCAAAGACCGGGAAGACCUUCUGAUUAUAUGCCACGACCAUAUCCAAAUGACGAAGCUGCUCGAGCAGCUAAUGCGGGAGCUUUACCUCCAGACCUGUCAUUAAUGACCAAAGCCCGUCACGGUGGUAUAGAUUAUAUAUUUUCACUUUUAACUGGGUACGUGGAUCCACCAGCAGGUGUUGAGAUUAGAGAAGGAUUAAAUUAUAAUCCUUAUUUCCCUGAUGUAGCAACAUUUCUAUCUUGGGCUGCAGAACCUGAGCAUGAUGACCGUAAAAAAAUGGGAGUAAAAGCAAUAUUCAUUUUGUCAAUUUUGACUGGUUUAUCUAUUUGGUUGAAACGAUUUAGGUGGACAACCUUAAAAUCCAGAAGAAUUGUAUUCGCACCUCCUACCUCUAAGUAA
Molecule: messenger RNA, 825 nt
Organism: Diversispora eburnea
Lineage: Eukaryota; Fungi; Glomeromycota; Glomeromycetes; Diversisporales; Diversisporaceae
Source: the annotation of a GenBank genome assembly